AUGGCAGUUUCUGACACUUCCAGUGAGUCGAAAAGCCUUAUUAAGGAAAUUCGCUUCGUCGCCAGAGAACUUAGAAGUCUUCUUACAUCUUCUCCACAAGAAAGCACUCAAGUUGAUGAGUAUGACUCUUUCACUGACCUUAACCCGGCAUCAUUCGUAACUGAUGUCAUCGGUGUCACUCCAAGCAUGGCAGAAAAAAAUCCCUCAAUUACUGAUAUUACCGCUCUCAGAAACUGUAAGACAUUGGACUUGUGGAAAUUGGAGAGCCUUGCCCAGUACUCAAUGCUUCGAGCCGCUUUUGAUUCUUUCGUUCCUGUUGCAAAUGAUGUUGAAGUUCUCUCUAAAGUUUGUCAAGAACUUAUUGCGAUUUUGACCAAGGUACUCAAAUGUGUUAAUAUAGAGGAUUUUGUACAAAUAUCGGAGGGAUACAGACGUGCAUGUGAAGAAAAUGCGUACCUUGGUUUACAAAUGGCCUGUUUGAAAUGUAAAGGAUCAACCGCCAUACUCUCUCAGCCUCCCGGGAGACUCCCGAAAUCCAAAGGCAUAGGUCUCAACGAAACGGUCGUUUUUGAGGUUGUUGAGAGGAUGUGUGAUGAAAUGGAAGAAGAACGAAAUAGACUUGAGACCGAGAUCCAAAACACAAGAGAAGACCUAAAAAGAGCAAAUGAAUCCCUUGAAGUUUCGCAGAAAACCAUUUCCUAUAUUAAAUCGCAGCUGGAAUCAACUAGACUCCAAUCUCGAAGGUUAGAGAAGACAUCAGCUGAAGCAAUGGAAAUCCUUCGUGAUAUUACGUCGGAACUAGGUUCUUUUGAGCAAAAGGAAACCAUUUUUCAAACAGCUAACAAUAUUAAAGUUUGGGUGAAAGGACUGCUGAAAACGUUUCCAUGGAUUCGGUCAUGGAAAGAAUCAGAUCACCUUUUGGAAAUCCGGGACUGUCAUGUGAAUCCAUACCUUCUUCUUCACCAAAAGGAAAAAGUACUCUCAGAAAACAUGAGGUCUAUUGCUGCAGCUAGUUCUUUUAUCGAAGAUCUGGGCAUUGAAGUUAAUGAAAUCAAAUCUGAUCGCGCACGCCUUCGCAGUGAAUUAGAGAAGAAGGAACUUGCUCUCCGGAAGGUAAGUAUAUGUAACCGGUUUGUUUUUGACAACUCCUUCAUCCUAUCAUUUGUGUGGAAAUUUCCCCUUUGUUCGGGAAAUCUUCAGGAAGAAUCUGAUGAAAAAUCCGUGCAAAUCGAUCGAUAUCGUGCCACUUUCAACGCCCUCUUCGAACCAAAUACGGCAGCUAACUUCGCGAAGCAGGUGGCAGAGCAAUAUAAGCGCCAUAGGAACAAGUCGUUUACUCAGAAAACCAUUCCCAGUCACUCUAGUAGUUCGACCAGUCACGGCAUUACACCUGUUGGAUGUAUGCAAAACGAACCUCAAAAUAGAGGUAGGAUCAAAAGCCCUACUAACAGUAUGUACAAAGCGGCAUCGUCAUCUAAAUGA
Messenger RNA from Mesocestoides corti, 1482 nucleotides. The record is from the annotation of a GenBank genome assembly. Lineage: Eukaryota; Metazoa; Platyhelminthes; Cestoda; Cyclophyllidea; Mesocestoididae.